Molecule: messenger RNA, 2272 nt
Organism: Medicago truncatula (barrel medic)
Lineage: Eukaryota; Viridiplantae; Streptophyta; Magnoliopsida; Fabales; Fabaceae
Product: scarecrow-like protein 23
Exons: 1
Coding region: 543-1898 (451 amino acids)
Source: RefSeq, a predicted model, not a curated record
ACAUCUAAACAUGACGUUAUUAGUAAACUAAUCCUCCUUAAUUAAUCAUCAACCCUAAUGACACAUUUCCUACAUGUAAAAACGUAGGUAACGACAUUGCCAAAACAAAACGGAGCACCCAAAGAAGAUUACAUAUCACCCAAACUUUUCUGGGCUACAAAGUCAUAGCCCUUUCUGCCUCCUUUCCUUAUCUUUCAAAAUCAAAAUUCCUUUUCUGUUCCCAAACAUCAAAAACUCACACUUGACACGUUACAACAUCUAUACACUCUUCAAUUCAAUAAGAUAUUUUUAACCAACAUGUAAAUAUAAUCUAAAACGAACAAUACCUCAAAAUCGAUGCUAUUGUGGACUUAUGUCAAAACACUUUCUAUCUUUGAAUUUUCUCUCUCUUACCAAACACUGAACUAAACACACCUUUUCUGACAUACCUUCUGUACAAACUUUCUUUGUCUUUCCCUCUCAUUUUUUGUCACUUUUCUCUCAAAAGUUUCCUCCAAAGUUUACGAUUCUCUUCUAUCAAAAUUUUCUCCCUCAUCACGAUCAUGCUUCAAAGCUUGGUCCCUCGUCCCCCUCUCUCUUCCAAACCUAAUAUGAACACCAAACGCGCUCAACGCGAACACGACGACGACGACACCAACGUUCAUGAACCAUCUUUCAAAAGACCUAACUACUCCAGCGAGAAAGCCGUGGCGGAACACGACGCACGCGACGACGAACAACAACAAAUCUUAGAACAUGAAACGGAAACCGAAACCGAAGGAGAAGAAUCUACAGGUCUCAAACUUCUAGGGCUUUUGCUUCAAUGUGCUGAGUGUGUUGCCAUGGAUAACCUCGACUUCGCCAACGACCUUUUACCGGAGAUAACUGAACUCUCUUCACCGUUCGGUACUUCACCGGAGCGAGUAGGUGCGUAUUUUGCACAAGCGUUACAAGCGCGUGUGGUGAGUUCUUGUCUUGGAAGCUACUCGCCGUUAACUGCUAAAUCGGUAACGCUAAAUCAGUCUCAGAGAAUCUUCAACGCGUUUCAAUCCUACAACUCAGUUUCACCGUUGGUGAAAUUCUCACACUUCACUGCCAAUCAGGCAAUUUUUCAGGCUUUGGACGGUGAAGAUCGUGUCCACAUCAUUGAUCUUGAUAUCAUGCAAGGACUUCAAUGGCCAGGAUUGUUCCACAUCCUCGCUUCACGGUCGAAGAAGAUCCGUUCGGUGAGAAUUACCGGUUUUGGAUCUUCUUCGGAGUUGUUAGAAUCAACCGGAAGAAGACUCGCUGAUUUCGCGAGUUCGCUCGGGCUACCGUUCGAGUUUCAUCCGGUUGAGGGUAAAAUCGGAAGUGUAACUGAACCGGGUCAACUCGGUGUUAGACCGAACGAAGCGAUUGUGGUUCAUUGGAUGCAUCAUUGUUUGUAUGAUAUAACAGGAAGCGAUUUAGGAACGUUGAGAUUGCUGACUCAGCUGAGGCCAAAACUGAUCACAACCGUUGAACAGGAUCUUAGCCAUGCUGGUAGCUUCUUAGCGAGGUUUGUGGAGGCUUUGCAUUAUUACAGCGCGUUGUUCGACGCUCUAGGGGAUGGUUUGGGUGUGGAUAGUGUUGAGAGGCAUAUGGUGGAGCAGCAGCUGUUGGGGUGUGAGAUAAGGAACAUUAUCGCUGUGGGUGGACCUAAGAGGACUGGUGAAGUGAAAGUUGAGAGGUGGGGGGAUGAGUUGAAACGGGCCGGAUUUCGACCCGUUUCAUUAAGGGGUAACCCGGCUUCUCAGGCGAGUUUGUUGUUGGGGAUGUUUCCUUGGAGAGGGUAUACUUUGGUGGAAGAGAAUGGUUCUCUCAAGCUUGGUUGGAAGGAUCUCUCUUUAUUGAUUGCGUCUGCUUGGCAACCGUCUGAUUUGAUUGCUUAUGUUGAUUGAGUGUACAUUUGAUAUCACGAUGGCCAGACCAAAAAAAUCAUAAUCAUUGUCUGAUUUUGUUGAAGCAAUGUUUUACAAAGUUACGAUGAUUCACCAUGAUUUUACCGGCAAGACCAAAGAAACACCGAAUUCAACUUGAUGAUGUCCAUAGUUUGUUUUUGGUGGUAGAGCAACUGUUGAUUAAUUUCUCUCAUGCUUAUGCAAAGUCUCUUGUCUUGAAACUCAAAGAAAGGAAAAGAAAAGGACAUAGCUGGUAGAGAAGAGAAUCUUUUAAGUUAGCGAAGUGUCAUAAGUGAGAAGUCAUUCACAUUGUCAAAUGUACCUUAUAAUUUUUUUAAAUUUUUUAUAAUAAUUGUGAAUUGAUUGGUUAAGUA